CGGCGGAGGCGGUGCCACUCUCUCGGCCGUCCGGGACGAGACGACGGCUCUAGGCGGCGAGCGUUAUGGCGGCAGAGGAGGACGUGUUCCAGAGAGCUCGGGGAAGGACUCUGACCGCUUUCCGCCAAGAAUUCUGUAAGGAUGGGCAUUCUGACCUUCUCCUGGGCUUCUCAGGUGAUGAGUACCAAUGGAAGGGUCCUUUCUACUUCAUCCAAGGAGCAGAUCCUCAAUUUGGACUAAUAAAAGCUUGGGCAGUUGGCAAUACAGGAAGUGGAGAUGAUGAAUGGGGAGAAGAAAUCAAAUUAACAGAGCAAGCAGUACAGGCCAUUAACAAACUAAACCCUAAACCCAAGUUCUUUGUGUUGUGUGGAGAUCUUAUCCAUGGAAUGCCAGGAACCCAGUGGAGAAAGGACCAAGAGCAAGAUUUAAAGAGCGUUCUGAAAAACACUGACCAGGACAUCCCGUUGGUAUUUGUCAGUGGAAAUCAUGAUAUUGGCAAUACUCCAACAAGAGAAACAAUAGAUAAUUAUUGCAAGAGUUGGGGAGAUGACUACUUCAGCUUUUGGGUAGGAGGUGUUUUCUUUCUUGUGCUGAAUUCUCAAUUGUACUUCGAUUCUUCCAAAUGCCCAGAGUUAAAGCAAGCUCAGGACGCAUGGCUAAAUGGGCAGCUGGCUGCUGCCAGAAAACAUAAAUGCAAGCAUGUAAUAGUGUUUCAGCACAUCCCUCUGUUUUUGAGAGAGCCUGAUGAAGACCAUGAUUAUUUCAACUUGGAAAAAUCAGUUCGACAUGAGAUAAUGGAAAAGUUCCAUAAAGCAGGCGUUAAAGCUGUGUUUUCAGGACAUUACCACAGGAAUGCUGGGGGGUGCUACAGAGGACUGGAAAUGGUGGUCUCAUCAGCAAUAGGAUGUCAGCUGGGAGAAGAUAAACAUGGACUUCGAGUGGUCCUUGUCACAGAUGAAAAGAUUGUUCAUAGAUAUUACAGUUUAGAUGAGUUGAGCAGCCAAGGCUUGGAGAAAGAGAUGAUGGAUAUGCUUGCUAAGGAAAAUUAGGCUAUGCGAAAUUCCUUUUAACUCAAGUGGUUUUUGUGAUCUUUUGCCAUAUUUGUUAGAUGAACACAAAGAGUUUCAGAAAGUUUCCACAACUUGAAAUCAAAUUUUUGCUUGUGCACCAUGCCCAUGAACAGCUCUCCAUUUGUUAUCAUCCUAAAUAACAAAAAAGAGUUCUUGACGUAUAUUUUUGUAAAAUGAGACCCACAAGGAAUAUGGGAAGAUAACACAUCACUGAAAACAUUUUUCUGUUCUGAGAUUUUAUACUCUCCUCAUGGAUAAGACAUUCUAAAUAAACAGGAAGUAUAUGCAAGAGUGAGAGUAGUAAUUCUAGGUGAUGCUUCAACUGAAGACUAUUUUCAUUUGAUAUGUAAGACAUUAGAAAAAGAAAAAUCAAUAAAUUCAAUCACCUCAGUUACACUCUGGACAAUACAAACUUUUUUUUUUUUUUUACUUUAGAGAAACAAAUCUCAAAAAGUCAGUGAAAGCAAUAGACUCCAUUUAAAUACAGUACAGGAGGUGAAAUACUGUGUUGAAGAUUCAAUUUCAUUACAUUUUAGUUACAACAUUUUAUUUGAGGGCUCAUGAGAUUUUAAAAAUAUCUGCAGUAUUUUGAACUGUUUUCUUUUCCCAGUAUAACAGCUGUAGCUGCAAGUGGACAGUACCAAACAUGAGCUACAAUCUCAUGAUGACAGCCUAAGCGUAGGUAAUGUUUGAAUCAAAAAGAAAGAAAAUGAUUUUGCUUUUGAUCUCCAGCUGCUUUUGAUUAGUUUAAUGUUUUCACAGGUUCAUUUUCAAGGGAACAUGCGGAAAAUGGGAGAGAAAAUCUAAAGUUAGCUAAACACCCAGAAAGAAGUUUCACUGGAAGUUAAGCAGUUAAUUUAUUAGUUUAAUAGUUAAAAGUCAUUUUUAAAAAUCUGUGUACUUUUAUAUCUUUGAAACCACUGAGUUCUGUUAACAUUUAGUCUUAGAUUACAUUUAGUAAUCACAGGUUAUUAAAGGUUUCAAAAACAAGAUGAUACUAGAUUAUUACUUGCAGAGGGAAGAACAGACUUGCUAUUCAGUCUGGCAUUUAUGUUUUAAGGCUGAAAAAGUUCAGCAGAGGGACCUGAGACAGUCCAAGCACAGAGCACGCUCCCUGCUCUGGCACAGUACUGUAAAGCUGGAUGGAGGACAUGCUUUUUUCAUAUGGCCGUUUAUUCAAUGUAAUUUUAACUGAAUGUCUGAAGCUUGGGAGAUAGGUCCUACCACCAUAACUUCAGGAGGAAGUCUUUCCAAAACUACGAAAACAUUAAUAGUAGUGGUAUUAUAGAACUCUAAUUUUAUUUUCAUGGUUACAAUGUACUAAUAUACAUUGGAAAUGUUUGCAUAAGCAUCAUUUUAAUUCAUAUUUGUAAAUUAUUUUUCCUCUUCUUAGUAUCAUUUCAUUGCAAGAAAUUCCAUAGCAUUCUGUCAUAAAAAUUUUGCUCAAGUACAAAUCUGAAGUUCAAUUAAAAGAGAUUUUAUAUCCCAAGUA
Molecule: messenger RNA, 2562 nt
Organism: Centrocercus urophasianus (Greater sage-grouse)
Lineage: Eukaryota; Metazoa; Chordata; Aves; Galliformes; Phasianidae
Gene: CPPED1
Product: calcineurin like phosphoesterase domain containing 1
Exons: 5
Coding region: 66-1049 (327 amino acids)
Molecular function (GO): hydrolase activity
Source: RefSeq, a predicted model, not a curated record